Messenger RNA from Pyricularia oryzae 70-15, 855 nucleotides. RefSeq lists its product as uncharacterized. The record is from RefSeq and is a predicted model, not a curated record. The transcript has 5 exons. Lineage: Eukaryota; Fungi; Ascomycota; Sordariomycetes; Magnaporthales; Pyriculariaceae. The coding region runs from base 1 to 855 and encodes 284 amino acids.
AUGAUUACCACCCACCGAAAGUGCUGUUGGUCCGGGGUUAUGGUUCAGCGUCAAGGUUACCCACCAAACAAAGUUGGAAAGUGCUUGGCUUAUCUCCAAUUAAGCGCCCACGCGCCCUGCAACUAUGACACGCAAAACACGUCAGAGAUUUUGCCUUCCGACCGAAUGACCUUGCCCGUGGGUAUCCACAGCCUACUUAUCAUCAGCGUCCUGGCAGUGAGAAACAAACGGAAUCUCUGUCAUGCCAAGUUCAAUAAGUCCCGACAGGAGGAAGCCCAAAUAGGGCAGGUUGCUCGCACAGGCCCACGGCCGAAAUCCUGCACAGGGGCUAGGCGCUGCGUCGGCAAGGAUUGGAUUACCGGCGACGAACAAGCCCCCUGGCCCGCGGUUGCCUCCCAGGCUUUGGGGGAGGGAGUUCAUCUCCAGGUGCACCCACCCCCGCCAUCUCCUUCCAUCGCCGACCCCACACUGCCUUUGCUUUCGCAUGACAAUGCUCGCGACUCCGGCCCUGGCCUGCAGCAAAAUCAGACCGGCAACAGCGCAAUCUGGGCCGGUGAAAACCUGGCAACACACGCAGAUUGUGUCAGACUGAAGAUAAGCACAGUUAUGUUGGCGGCUUUGCAAGAUAGACGCACUGUCGGAUAUGCUGAAGGUCCGGAACGAUGCAUAGAGUCGAGUAACACUGCAUCAGGCGGCCGGGCAGAGCGACCAUGGUUUGGAAAAGGUCAGGCUGAGGUCGACGUGACACUCACGCCAGCCUGGGGAAAGCGUAAGGGAACGGUGACUGCUGAUCUUCAACCUAUUCUUGAAGAAAUUAAUGGACGGCCGCAUUUAAAUGGCCUUGUUUCACAGUGA